Molecule: messenger RNA, 807 nt
Organism: Anthostomella pinea
Lineage: Eukaryota; Fungi; Ascomycota; Sordariomycetes; Xylariales; Xylariaceae
Source: the annotation of a GenBank genome assembly
AUGUCAUCCGUCGCUGCAGCACCAGCCAAGGCUCUCCCCUCCAUGGAGAAGCUUGACCCGCUCGUCUCGUUCUACAGGCCGCCCGAGACUUCCGGCUCGAGCUCCAGCGCCGCCGAAGACCACCAACCGCUGUUGAUCAUCAUCGCCGGCUGGACCGGCGCCCGAGAUGCCCACGUCGCCAAAUACGUGGUCAGGUACCAGGCACUGUAUCCUGCGGCCCAGAUCCUGCUUCUCAGGAGCACCAUGAAGCAAAUCGCCCGCCCGGCGCUGAUCGCCCCCGCCAUGAAGCACGCGGCCGCCGUGGUCCACGCCGCCUUCCCACCAGUGUCAUCGUCCUCGUCUGCUUCCUCUUCUUCUUCGCCAUGCCUUCUUGUUCACAUGUUCUCCAACGGCGGAUCUUCCAACAUCGCGAACCUCAUCUCCCACGCCGUGGCCGUCGUCAGCGUCGGCCUCCCGUCGCUCCAGCGCUUGAUCAUAACACCAGUCCUCUACGCCCUGGCCACUCUGUGGUCUGUCGGCAUUGCCCUGGGUCUCCUGCCCGACUCGCUAAGCGACUGGGGAAGGGCGCACAAUCAUGACGCGGGCAACACGACCGAGGUGCGCCGGGUGUAUAUCUACAGCCCCUCGGAUGACAUGAUCGACUACAGAGUCGUCGAGGCGCAUGCCGCCGAGGCCAGGGCUAGAGGGUUCUCUGUGGAGCUGGAGAGGUAUGAGGGCUCGGCGCAUGUGGCACAUCUGCGGAAGGAUGAGAGUCGCUACUGGCAAAUUGUCAGGCGGAUUGUAGAAGGUUCCGGGACUUCGGCGUAG